UAUGGCAGCUCUAUUACAUUACAUUGUUUUUCUAUCAGCUCUUGUCCAAGGAUCAGAGUCCAGCACCGAGACUCUGAAACUGUUUGUGCUGAAGGGACAAAAUGUUCGUCUGGAUGUCCAGGGAUAUGCUAAACUAAAAUAUAUUGAUGAUUUAAAGUGGACGUUUAACAAAUCUCACAAUUUAGUAAAAUACUUCAAAGAAACAUCAAAAGUGAAAGCAUUUCCUAAAUACCAAGGCAGGGUUGAGUUUAGUGAGGGAAACUUCUCUCUGCUACUGAAGAACCUACAGGAAGGAGACAGUGGACUUUACCAUGCAGUAGUGAGUGGUGAAGAAUACACAGAUGUUGCCAAGUACCAGAUAUCAGUUCAUGAGAGAGUUGAGCCACCAGUACUGACAGUGGACUCUGUCUGCUCCAUCAAUGGCACCUGUAAUGUGACUGUGACCUGCAGAGGCCAGAACAGCUCUGUCACCUCCAGCUGUAACAACAGCACCUGCUCUCAGGUGGGAGGAGAGAGUAGAGGGGCUGAGACCUCCACUGUCCCCCUGCUCUCUGUCUAUGUGGCAGGGGGUUCCAUCAUCUGUAACCACAGCAACCAAGUCAGCUGGGCCAAAGACACCAAGCAGAUAGUGGAACUCUGUCCAAUGACAUCUGGUGCUGAGUUUGUGGAUGAACACAGGCACCAGCUCAUUCAGAGGGUCACCAUGGUGAUGCCUAUAGCUGAUGAGCUGCUCUCUGAAGGCAUGAUCCAUAACGAGCUGUACUCUAACAUCAGCGCUGCCAGAACUGAUGAGGACAAAAUGAGGCAGCUCUUUAAAGCCCUCCACUCUGGAGGAAACAACGUGAAAUCUGCCUUUCUCUCCAUGCUGAGGGAGAAUGAUCCUCAUCUGGUCCAGGACUUGGAACGCCACGUCAAACAAAGAGGUGGACAAGAGGACAGAAGCACAAUAACCAAGAAAUACAAGAACGUCAUCGAAGGUGAAUAUGCCACAGUGCAGGAGUACAACUCUCUCUCUGGAGAGCACGUGAAGUUGGAUGACCGCUACACUGAGCCCCUGAUCAUCCAGAAACACCGUCAGCAGAGAGAGAGAGAGAGAGAGGAGGAGAUCCACUCCAGAGGACAGAACUUUUAUCAAGUCAUGGGCCAGAGGGACAGCAAGGCCUACAAGAGCACCAAAGUGGAGAGGCUGUUUGACCCAGACGAGCAUGGAGACAUUCAGAGAACUGUUAUACUGCAGGGCCACUCUGGGACAGGCAAGUCCUUUACCACACAGAAGAUCAUGUCUGACUGGGCGCGUGAGAGACUUUAUCAAGACCGAUUUGACUUUGUUUUUCACCUGAGGUGCAAAGAGCUAAACCAGGUCACUGGAAAUAAAAGUGUGAUGGAUCUGCUGAACUAUGAUCAGAGUUUAUCAUCAAUGAUCAAGCAGGUCCUUCGCCAGUCUCCUGAGAGGGUUCUCUUCCUGGUAGACGGCUUUGAUGAGCUCAAAUUCCCUCUUGAUGUACCGAAAGACUCCCUUCCCAGGGACCCGUGGACACAGUGCUCCCCCGAAGAGACACUGAGUGGCCUGAUACGAAAGCAGAUCUUACCCGAGUCCUUCCUGCUUGUCACCACCAGGUCCACAGCGCUGGACAAACUGAAUGGAGUGGUCAAAAAUCCAGUGAGAUAUGCUGAGAUAGUGGGCUUUUCUAAAGAAGGGGUGGAGGAAUACUUCCAGAGAUUCUUCAAGAAUGAGCAACACUCACAGCAAGCCUAUGACACUGUGAGAAAAAAUUAAACACUUUUCACCGCAUGUUUCAUUCCAGUCAUCUGCUGGAUCAUUUGCACAGUUUAUAGGGAGCAGUUUGAAGAAGGCACAGAGAUGAUCCAAUCGCUGGAGACCACCACCUCCAUCUUUGUUGAAUUUGUUGCCACUCUGUUGAAGCAUCACAGUCAGGAUAUGGGUCAGUCAGCUCUUACUAUCCUCCAAGGACUUGGCAAGCUGGCAGAAAAGGGAAUGGAAGAGCAGCAAGUCUUAUUUGACCACGAUAGUGUCUCACAGACAGUGUCAGAUCCUUCCAAAGUCCCCUUCUUGUGUAAGUUUCUCCAAAAGAAGAGAGUGAGUCAGAACACUAUGUACAGCUUCAUGCACCUCAGCUUCCAGGAGUUUUUCACAGCCCUCUCGUACAUGUUACUGGGUGAUGAGGAAGCUCAGGGGAUAGUUAGAGAGCUACUUUGUAAGGUUCGACGUGGAAAAGAAAACAGUCACCUGCUACCCAUAGUUCAAUUUCUCUUUGGCAUCGCAAACAAAGAAGUGGGAAAACGACUCGAGGAUAAAAAAUACAUAUCUUGCUCUCAAGGAAUCAGGACCCAGCUCAAACAUUUUAUUCUGGAAGUCAUUGAAGAAGAAAAGGAGGAUCGAAACGCUAUUGAUUAUCACAUUUCAUCAAUGUGGCUUUUUGCGUUUCAUUGUCUAUAUGAGCUACAUGUAGAUGAUUUUGUUGGGAAAGCCAUGAAUACAUACACAGAAUUUAAUCUGACCCACAUUCCCCUGACAAACACAGACUGUUGGGUGCUGAACUACUGUUUUCAGCACUGCAAGUGCAUCCAAAGACUUAUUCUCAACUGGUGCAACUUAACUGCAGAGAAGAUAAAAAUCCUUCUGCCAGUAUUGGAAAAAUGUAAAUAUCUCGAGUGAGUAUAUUUGCAUUUCCCUUUCUCACCCUAGAACAAGGCUGAUUUUUAUACAUAACAUAAUAUAUUCACCACUAUUCCAAAAGUUUGGGAUCACUUAGAAAUGUCCUUGUUUUCGAA
Coregonus clupeaformis (lake whitefish) is the source of this 2793-nucleotide messenger RNA. RefSeq names its product NACHT, LRR and PYD domains-containing protein 1a-like. Gene Ontology annotation, biological process: inflammatory response; regulation of apoptotic process; innate immune response. The record is from RefSeq and is a predicted model, not a curated record. Gene Ontology annotation, cellular component: cytoplasm. Lineage: Eukaryota; Metazoa; Chordata; Actinopteri; Salmoniformes; Salmonidae. The transcript has 6 exons.